Fulmarus glacialis (Northern fulmar) is the source of this 210-nucleotide messenger RNA. RefSeq names its product guanine nucleotide binding protein (G protein), gamma transducing activity polypeptide 2 (gene GNGT2). The transcript is spliced from 2 exons. Bases 1 to 210 code for a protein of 69 amino acids. The record is from RefSeq and is a predicted model, not a curated record. NCBI's taxonomy places the organism in Eukaryota, Metazoa, Chordata, Aves, Procellariiformes, Procellariidae. Gene Ontology annotation, molecular function: G-protein beta-subunit binding. Gene Ontology annotation, biological process: G protein-coupled receptor signaling pathway. Gene Ontology annotation, cellular component: heterotrimeric G-protein complex.
AUGGCUCAGGACAUGACAGAGAAGGAGCUGCUGAAGAUGGAGCUGGAUCAGCUGAAGAAGGAGGUGAAGAAUGAGAGGCAAAUGGUCUCCAAGACCGGCAAAGAGAUCAAGGAGUACAUCGAGUCCAUGGCGGGUGAGGACCCGCUGCUGAAAGGAAUCCCCGAGGACAAGAACCCCUUUAAGGAGAAGGGCGGCUGUACAAUAAGCUGA